Anoplopoma fimbria (sablefish) is the source of this 4122-nucleotide messenger RNA. Its product is annotated as nuclear GTPase SLIP-GC-like. The transcript has 22 exons. Bases 142 to 2568 code for a protein of 808 amino acids. Gene Ontology annotation, molecular function: GTPase activity. NCBI's taxonomy places the organism in Eukaryota, Metazoa, Chordata, Actinopteri, Perciformes, Anoplopomatidae. The record is from RefSeq and is a predicted model, not a curated record.
UCUUAUUCCCCGUUUGAAAGCAUGAAGACCGUCACGAAGAAUAAGGAGCAAACGAUAGGCUGCAAGAUCACAGGCUGGAAUUAAGAAAAUGAUUGAUGAAGUGCUCUUGUCUCGACUUGAUGAAAAUUGCCGUUCGUGGUCAUGGAUGAUUUUGUCCGUAACAAAUUAAUUGAAUGGGGCUUCAGCGAGUGGAUAGAAAGAUUUGAAGAUCAACGUAUUGACACGGAGAGUCUUUAUUGUCUCGAUGAACACGAAAUCGACGCCUUGAUCCCAAUAGUGGGACCAAGGUCAAAGUUCAAGAAGAGACUCAAGUUGUUAAAGGAACAAAACACAGCAAAUCCAGAAACAGUUGAUUCGCCUACUCAAGUUUGUCCGUCCACCAGCGGCACAAGUGAUGAAGGAAAGAGAAGGUUGGAUCUUCAGGGCAAGUCUAGCCAAUCACCAACUAAAAAACAACGACUUCACACAAAACCAGGAUCAUACUCAGAAGAAAUCAUACUGUCUGAUGUGAAAACCAUCAUGAGAUGUGUCGAUCAGAAAAUACCUAGCCAAGACAACAAGCUAAACAAUUUCCUGAGGAAAAAAAUCAGUGGUUUGGAGACAGACAAGAGGGAGAUGGUCGGUGUCUUUGGCAAAACCGGGGCUGGAAAGAGCUCUUUGAUAAAUGCCGUCAUUGGAGUGAAGAAUCUCUUGCCCUCUGGAAGAGUCAGUGCAUGUACCUCAGUCAUGAUUAAAGUGGAGGCUAACAUGCAGAACUCAAAGUAUGAGGCAGACAUUGAGUUCAUUACAGUAGAGGAGUGGACCGAUGAGCUGUGGUUCUUGUUAAACUUCCUCGGGGAUGAUGCGGAUCAGGAAAGUAAUCAGAAAGAUGACGAUGAUCGUCGGGAUAUUGUUGAAAAGCUGUCAGCACUGUAUGGAGAAGACUGGGAAAAAAAAUCUCGUGAAGACCUCAUGGAUGGCAAAUAUUUCAAAGAGAUCCCAGAAUUUCGACUUCUCAAGAAAAAGACUUUGACAGGCGAAACAGCUAAAGAGCUAUCUGCGAAAUUAGUCAUAUACACAAGAAGCGACCCAAAAGAUGGAGAAGGUCAAGAAGUGAAGAGGUGGUAUUGGCCACUAGUGAAGUGUGUGACUAUCAGGGUGCCAAAUAAUGAUCUUCUUAAGCAUGUCACAAUUGUUGACCUUCCUGGAAAUGGGGACCGUAACAAGGGCAGAGACAAGAUGUGGCAACAGGUCGUUGGAAGUUGUUCCACUGUGUGGAUCGUGACUGACAUGAAUCGAGCUGCGGCAGAGCCAGAAGCCUGGGAGAUCCUGAAAAGUGCCAGUAGCUUCAUGGGAAAUGCUGGCGAGUGUCGGCAUAUUCACUUUAUCUGCACCAAGUCUGAUCUUAGUGAAGAUUCAGAAGAUCAUUCAGCAGCUGGUGUUCGUGAUUUCAUAUUGAAAGCAAACGAUCAAGCAAAGAAAGAAGUGAGAAAAGAAUUCAGCAAACUACACACGGUUAAGAAACAUUUCAGUGAUGAAAGUUUCGAAGUGUUCACAGUGAGCUCCAAAGAGUUUCUAAAAAAGAAACUUCUAAAUAAAGAUGACACUGAAAUACCCAAACUUCAGAAAUUUCUGCAGAAUCUCAAUGACAGUCACUCAGAGACGUUAAACUAUGUGUCUGGAGCUCUUGGGAUUCUCUCUCUGAUUCAAGGGGCCAGCCGUAGAGAAGGGGCUGACAUGAAGACAGAUGUUUGCAAAGUCCUGAAACAAAAUUUGAAGGAUGAACUUGAUAAAAUCAGGGAACCCAUGGAAGAGACUUAUCAGGCUUUCGAAAAAUGCCUCAGUGAGGGGGUUGAAAAAUCAAAAUGUUCACGUGAAGAAGUCUUGAAGAAGGCCAUACAUCCUAGAAAGACAGGUCGUGGUUUCCACAAGAUUCUGAAGUGUAUAGUACAGCGCGAUGGCAUCUACAAAAAAACAAAAAAAGAUAAAGAAAUAAACCUCAAUAUGAAGUUAUCUGCAUGCCUGACUGAGAGCAUUGAUGAAAAAUUCAAGAAGACCUUCCCAAAUGAAGGAAAAUGUGGACCAUUUAAUGGCGUCCUCAAUUCGUUUUCACUUGACAUGAAGAAGAUGAGGGAGAAGACAAAGUAUAAAGAUGUCAAGCUGCAACUGAUGUUUCUCAUUACAGAGGAAGAAAAGUUGAAGACAAAACUCAACAAAAUCAUUCGCGAUCGUAAGAAAACGAUUUACAGCAGUCUGACGGAAACGAUUCAGACAGCCAUGCAGGAAUGCUACAAUGAUGCAAAACAAUUUAGUGGAGAUGGCACGCUGCAAAACAUGAGGGACACUAUUGUGAAGCACGUACAUGGGUCAAAGGACGUCAUGUUUCAGGAAGCUAAAGAUGUUAUGUUGAACCAGCUGAGGGACUUGAUGGAUGACAUCCUGGAGAACCUGGAUGAAACAAUGCAGGAAUCAAUCGAGCUGUCGCUCAAGACUGAUGGUUUCUCAAUCCCAGACGUUACAGUGGAGCUUGAGAUGGUGAGGAACCACCAUAAAGAACUGAUGGGAAGCCCAGAUGAAGAAAACCACUAAUCUGUGCUGCACAGCUGAUUACCAACUGAAGAGCCCCGCGGGCUCACUGAUUAGAGCCGGGAGGCCUCUGGAUUGAUCUCCACCAUUUUUGUCAGGCCAUUUAAUCCAUGUUCUCUUUGAGGGUUGUUUUGAUAUAUACUUUGAAUUAGCUUGUUGUGACUUAAAUGCAUAGAGAUUUAAGAUUUUUCUAUAUUUGGUAGCGCAUUUUUGCUUUUAAUUGAUAAAAGAUGCAGACAGAAAAUGUGUGGGGGGUGAGAGCGGGAUGUCAUGCAGCAAAGGUCCCCAGUUGGAUUCAAACCAGGGACGCUAGGUUUUUCACAGUACUGGUCUUAGUCACCAGUCCACUAUGAUAUUUCAGAUACAUUUUAAUUUUAAUGAUUCAACUUUUUUUUUCUUCUUUAAUAUAGUUAAGUAUAAGUUAAAGUUUUUAAACUCUGCCAUUCUGCCAUGUAAAUGUUUACACAUUUUCAUAAAAACAUGACGAUUUGGCAUUUUUAAAAAAGCAAAAAAAGAGAGUACAGCAAUGUCAGCAAACAACAUCAAGAGACUGAAUACUAUUGACACAGAAAUGAUGUAUCACAGUGAACUAUAGUGGGUGUACCAAUUCCUUAACAAUAAUAUAUUCACAUGAAUAUUCUUUUAUUUAGAGUCUGACCCUUAGUGUUGACUUGGGCAGUGGUACAGAGAAUUUGGCAUGCAUUUGACAUGGUCUCAAUAAUUCAGUUUUUCUCAGUGUCUGCUGUACAUCUCCUGUUAUGUGAAGCUACAUUAAUGUAACAGUGCUCCAGUGUGUUAACACAUAUAUCACAAAUGUUGAAACACGCUGAAAUGCCUCAGUGGUAAUGUAAACUCAGCACCAUUUAAUAAAGAAACAAAGCACAAACAGGUACUCAAAGCCCUUGAACAAAACACUUGUAAUUAAUGUGUUAUACUCACUUAAAUGCUUUCAUGUGACUGUCAGCAUGAAAGCGAUUUUAAAAUGUCUCCUACAGCUAUAAGCACUAGACGUUUAUGAAUGCACCUGGUAAAGAUAUGCAUGCUAACAUGUGACGCAAAGGCAAUACUCUUCGGCAAGAUACAAAUGAUUUCCUAAUAACUCUUAACUUCUUUUAGAUUGCAUUUAAAUACUUAUUUUUUUCUUCUUUAAUAUAUUUAAGUAUAAGUUAAAGUUUUUAAAGUUUUUUGUCCAUUUUUUUUAUCUUAUAUUAGUAUUGGUUGAUUGGAAUUGAAAUUCCAAUGAUUUUAUGGCUGUUAAACAUAAAUCCUGAACCUUGAUCACAGUACAUACUGUAGGUUUGAUUUGACAAAGACUUUAGGCUUUUCAAAGAAGGAUCUGACAUUUCUUCUUUAAUGUUCAAGGACAAAAUUAGCUUGCUGUGUUUUAUGCUAGUGUUUUCGAAGUAUGUUCAUUCAUUCAUGAAAUAUUUGAUAGAACUAGAUGAUAUUAAUAAACCAGCCUAUCUGGUUUCUCAUUAUUUACUGAACAAUUGUUUUGUUUUAAUCUUCACAGGUUUUGUCAUGGUAUACAGUCCAAUAAAGAUCACUUUCAAAGUU